Molecule: messenger RNA, 1319 nt
Organism: Aureobasidium pullulans EXF-150
Lineage: Eukaryota; Fungi; Ascomycota; Dothideomycetes; Dothideales; Saccotheciaceae
Exons: 3
Coding region: 257-1237 (326 amino acids)
Source: RefSeq, a predicted model, not a curated record
UGGCGGCCUAUCAGAUCGAGCCAAGGGCUACAUUUACGGCAAUGAUCUCUUGAUGGGCUUUGCGUUUGUGGUUGUCGCGACUCGCUUCUAUUGCCGGAUGCGAAUGGGAUCCAAGCGAGGCCUCUGGUGGGAUGACUUGUUCAUAAUGCUUUCAUUCGUACGUGGGUCAUGCUCAAUGCGUGAGACAUGUUCAUCUUUGGCUUACCAAGCUGGAUAGAUUUUCGCCGUGGGAUUUGGAGCUACAGUCAACGUAGCGAUGGGACACUAUGGAUGGGAUCGACACAUCUGGACUAUUCCCGCCGCAGUACUAUCGACGUCCGUCAAAGCAUACACGGCCACUAAAAUCCUGUUUGUCCUCAGCGGCACAUGUGUGCGGAUGGCAUUGUUGCUGUUCUAUCUAUGGCUGAUCAAAGAUCUUGCCGAGAGAAGGCUCAGACAAAUCAUCUAUGUAGUGAUGGCGCUGAACUUCGCGCUAUGCUUGGCAGGUGUGCUCGUCUCUAUAUUCCAAUGCUGGCCCAUUCGUGCAGCUUGGACAUGGGAGAUCAAAGAUGAUGCCCGUUGCUUGAACGAGGGUGUCUCGAUCACUACCAUUGGCGCCUUGCUAUCGGUCCUUGACUUCAUUGUCAACAUUCUUCCACUUCCAAUUGUGGCUCGUUUGAAUGUUGCUUUCAAGCAAAGAAUCGCUGCCACUGUACUCCUUUCUCUGGGUACCAUCGCAACCGCUGCUGGUGUCGUUCGAGAGGUUUAUGUUUACCGAGCAUUCAUCGGUACCAAAGACUCGACCUGGGGUGCAUUGCCUUUGUGGAUCUGUGCGGACGUCGAAAUCUACGUUGGUCUGCUUUGUGCUUGUGUUCCCUCCCUUCGUCCCCUGUGGCCUAAAGUGAGAUCUUGGUUCUCAUCCUGCAAGGCCUGUGUCCACUCCAACGACUCUUCACGCCACUCCGCUGGCGACCUUCACGUUCCAGCAACAAUGUCAUGGCACGACUUUGACAAGGAUGUCAUCUUCGAUGGCACCUCAUCAUUCCACUCGGCCUCCCACCUCUGGGGCAGCAGGAAGAAAUCAUACACCACAACCAUCGCUACACGCCUGGAAAAGCCAGUCUCUCAAUCCGACUCUUUCUGCUUGACGAGCAACAACCGCGAGUGGGAAGAAGUCGCAUUGAGGGACUUGGAAGCGAAUUACCCAAAAGAAGUGCACGUAAGGACAUCUGUGAGGUUACAGAACCACACGAUAUAGUCUUACCUUUUUGCAUUCAUUUUUAAUCAGCGAGCGAUCUAUUCUUUUCUACUUCUUUUCUUGUUUCUCUGAUACCCCCCAU